Sarcophilus harrisii (Tasmanian devil) is the source of this 6183-nucleotide messenger RNA. RefSeq names its product solute carrier family 1 member 4 (gene SLC1A4). The transcript is spliced from 8 exons. Gene Ontology annotation, molecular function: L-threonine transmembrane transporter activity; symporter activity; L-aspartate transmembrane transporter activity. Bases 526 to 2130 code for a protein of 534 amino acids. Gene Ontology annotation, cellular component: plasma membrane. The record is from RefSeq and is a predicted model, not a curated record. Lineage: Eukaryota; Metazoa; Chordata; Mammalia; Dasyuromorphia; Dasyuridae. Gene Ontology annotation, biological process: L-glutamate transmembrane transport; L-serine transport.
CUCCCGGGCGAUUGGCCAGAGGGGCCCGCCCCCACGCGGGCUCAGACAGCGCCCACCGCCAGACCCCGCCCCAGCUCGGAGAAGAGCGGCUGGAGGAUGUCUGACUGGGGAGCCGAGAAAGGAGGGAUGGAGGGAGGGAUGGGACGCUUCUAGGGCGCUGAAUGGUCGCGGCCGCGCCGGCGGGGCGGGGCGUCCGGGCUAGAGGGGUGUGAAGGGGGCUGGCUUCCCUCCUCGUUGCAUCAUCCUCGGCCCUCGCAGCGGCUUUGGGAAGCCCCGGUGCGGUGCACGCCGCUCCUGCUCCGAGCUCCAGCCCGUGCCCGGGGCCUCCUCGCCGGCCCAGCCUCUCCUGCACGUUCGUGCCCCGCACGUUCCUGCCCCGGCGCGCCAGCUGGCGAGGAGCAGGCGAGACUGCGUGCGCUUCGCUUCGCCCACCUUCCGACCCGGUCCUGUGGGGAAGCAUCCCCAGGGAUCUGCAGUCCUGCGGACGCGCUCUCGGACCAUCCCCGGGAGAACCAGCUGGCGAACAUGGAGAAGAGCAACGAGACCAACGGCUACAUCGAGGGCAAAGAGCCGGCCGCGGAGCCGGGGGCCGGGGAAGCCGGCGCGCCGGGGCGAGCGCGGCGCUGCGGGGGCUUCCUGCGGCGCAACGCGCUGGUGCUGCUGACCGUGUCCGGGGUGCUGGCGGGCGCCGGGCUGGGCGCGGCGUUGCGGGGACUGGCUCUGAGUCCCGUUCAGGCCAGCUACCUGGCCUUCCCCGGGGAAAUGCUGCUCCGCAUGCUGCGCAUGAUCAUCCUGCCGCUCGUGGUCUGCAGCCUGGUGUCGGGCGCGGCCAGCCUGGACGCCAGCUCCCUGGGCCGCCUGGGGGGCAUCGCAGUGGCCUAUUUCCUGCUGACCACGUUGGGCGCUUCGGCGCUGGCGGUCGCCCUGGCUUUCAUCAUCCAGCCGGGAGCCGGCGCUGGGGACCUCAUGCACAGCGACCUGGGGCUGGAAAGCUCAGAAACACCCCCAGUCACCAAAGACACCAUAGAUUCUUUUCUUGACCUGAUCAGAAACUUGUUUCCAUCUAACCUUGUUGUAGCUGCUUUCCGCACGUACGCAACUGAUUACAAGAGUGUCAUCCAAAACAUGACCUUUGGAAAUAUUACUUUGGAAAAGUCCAUGCAGGUCCCUUAUGGCACAGAGAUCGAAGGGAUGAAUAUUUUGGGUUUGGUCCUCUUUGCUCUGGUCUUGGGAGUCGCCUUGAAGAAGCUAGGAUCAGAAGGAGAAGAACUGAUCCGUUUCUUCAAUGCCUUCAAUGAGGCAACCAUGGUGCUAGUGUCUUGGAUUAUGUGGUAUGUUCCUGUGGGUAUUAUGUUCCUUGUUGGAAGUAAGAUUGUAGAAAUGAAAGACAUUGUCACCUUGGUGACCAGCCUAGGGAAGUACAUCUUUGCAUCAAUUCUGGGCCACAUCAUCCAUGGAGGGAUUGUUCUGCCGCUCACUUAUUUUAUUUUUACACGGAAAAACCCGUUCCAAUUUCUUCUUGGACUCCUCACACCAUUUGCAACAGCCUUUGCAACUUGCUCCAGCUCUGCAACCCUCCCCUCCAUGAUCAAGUGCAUUGAAGAAAAUAAUGGUGUCGAUAAAAGAAUCAGUAGGUUCAUCCUUCCCAUUGGGGCCACCGUGAACAUGGAUGGGGCAGCCAUUUUCCAAUGUGUGGCAACUGUUUUCAUUGCCCAGCUGAACAAUGUAGACCUAAAUGCAGGACAGAUUUUCACUAUUCUGGUGACCGCCACAGCCUCCAGUGUCGGAGCCGCCGGGGUGCCAGCAGGAGGCGUCCUCACCAUCGCCAUCAUCCUGGAAGCCAUUGGACUCCCCACUCGUGAUCUCUCCCUGAUCCUGGCAGUGGACUGGAUAGUGGACCGUACCACCACUGUGGUGAAUGUGGAAGGGGAUGCCCUGGGGGCUGGAAUCCUCCAUUACCUGAAUGAGAAGGCGACAAAGAUGGUGGACCACGAACUCAGCGAGGUGAAAGUAGAAGCGGUCCCCAACUGCAAGUCUGAGGAUGAGACCUCCCCUCUGGUGACCCACCGAAACCCAGCUCUGCCUCCGGCCAGCGCCCCUGACUUAGAGUCCAAGGAGUCAGUCCUGUGAGCAGCGGUGAGGUCUCACACUGGGCCUGCCAGAGGCAGAGUGCCGAUAUCCUGACUCUGCCACACCUGGACCAAGCACCUCCUGGACCUUUGUGCCUCCUGAGGGAUGCUUUGGGACAACAUUCUAGGCAAUUUGUGUUACUUAGCGUGUGUUCUGGGGCUUCACAGUGGGACCCAUUUAUCUUCAACCGGAACAAACACUUCCAUGUUUCUCUCUCUUCAUGUGCAGACGCUGCUCUGUGUCUGAGUCUGUGUGUGUGUCUGCUCUUACGUGUACAUACAUGCGAGUGUCCAUUUCUAAACAUCAUCCCCAAGACCUGCCACCAGCACAUGCUGAUUAAAGCUUAGAAAAGAGCAAAUAUAAUCUUUGCUAGUUAGCCUGUGUAGGAGGGGCUGUCUUCCCACACAGGUAGAAGGUCUGUGGAAGUAGGGAGCAUCCCUAGGGACUCCCCAAUAUUGCCUAGUGGGUGGAAGCAAGCAAAAAAUAUAACAAAAUUAGCUUUCUUCCCCCCUUCUCUCUUGCCCACUUACCCUUCUAACCUUCCCAACAAAUGGAAUCCAUAAACAGAGCAAUCCAGUAUUGUUUGGAGAGGUCAUACCUAAGCGAGUGCAUAUGCCUUCUGCAAUCGUGCUCAUGCUUUGCCCAGUGGGAGCCUCAUACUUGGGCUUCAGCAUCAUUCCUGUGCCAGUCAGUGACAUGGGGUCUCGACUCCUAGGGAGACUGAGGUAGGCUCCCUUUUAGCCCAGAGCCCCAGCUAGCUCAGUCCCCAUCAGAGCUGAUCAUUUCCCUCAGGUUGGCAAGCUGGAAUUUUGGCAGUUCUGAGUUGUAUGUCUGGUAAUUAAUUCUGGUCUGACAGAAGGUCACAAGAUCACACUUUCUGUGGUGCUGUACCCAUGGUGUAAUGUCAGCUGUCUCAUUUAGGGAGGGUGUGAGAGAGAGAGACAGAGACAGAAAAUUAUGUAUUUCAUCAAAGUAUUUUAAUUCUGCUACUCCAUCUCUUAGGGCAACACAUUGGCAAUGGGACAUCUCCAGAGACCAGGAAAGGGUACCAUGUAAUUCCAGAUUCCCUUGUUUUGAUUUGAGUUGGCUGUUUGGAGUGGAACCUAAUGUACUCUAAAAGGAAUCGAUGGGGGGGAAAAUCAGAAAAUGCCCAACAUGGCCUGCAUUCCUGCAGUGAUACAUUGGCUCCCUCUGAACCAAACUUUGUCAGAGUUUCUGAUGCGCUGGAUGAAGAAGGCAAGGGGUUCCUCCUAGAGGGGGGAGACCCCCGAUCUCUUUCUGAUGCUGAUACUUCAUCCUUGGGUGAUCUUGUCACUGUAUCUCAUUCUUCUCCCCUCCCUCCCCAGUCUGUAAAAUGGGCAUGAUAAUACCUGCUUUUACCUACCUCACAGGGAUUUGGUGAGGUCAAAGUUAAGCUGAAUUAAUCUAAGAAAAGAUCACCAAGCUCUUUUAAAGGAAAUAUCUGGGAGGUAUCUGUAUUUAAUGGCCAAAUAAUAACUUUGUCCAAACAGGCAUCGAUCAUAGUCGUUCUGAUUUUUGUAAGCAGAGCUUUGUUCCGUGUUUGUAUGUGUGUAAACACCAACCUCCAUUGUGUUGCAUGAAAUUUUGUGUGUGUGCUUUUUAUAAUGAGUUCCCUCGAAUCUGUUGCUGGAUUUUCUUAGUAAUGGAAGGUUUCAUCUCCUUAAAUCAUUGUCAUUCUUCUCCCUAACUAUUUGGUUGUUCUUCAUUGGAGUGAAUGAAAGGGCGGUUUUGUAAUACCUGGCUUGGCUGGUGCUCACAGUUAAGGGUAGUAAUUAUCGCAGAAUGUGUUCAGUUGCAUUUGAGGUGAGCCGCACUCCCCAAUCCAGACUGUUCCAAAUCCAUCCGCAAUUUUUUUCCAUCCUUCUCACUUAUCCUAAAGCUACAGGAGAAGGGUGAGCUCUCAUAAGGACGCACUGGACCCCCACUGCUUAGCAUAGUGCCUGGCACAUAGUAGGCGCUUAAUAAAUGUUUAUUGAUUGAUUGAUUAAAAGGGAUAGGAGGGGGAGGUUGUAACAGGGAGAAUCCCUCCCUCCUUCCUCCUCUACACUUCCUCUAUCUUUUACAUAAAUGUGUACGCUGGAUCUGUGCCUAGGCAGGAGACAAGGAAGGACCCAAAGAACAUGUAGAAGUGACAAACAAGUCUCAGUUCCCCUGUACUCCAGAGAAAAAUCCUUUUCUUUGGCUCACUUGAAGCCGCCUUAGCUAAACAGUCCUUUUGUGAAGCUCUGGGACAGCCAAAGGCCAGUCCCUUAAAUGGAAAAAUAAACGGAGGUCAAUGAAAAAGGCAAGCAAGAUUUAGACACAUUUUUCUCUUUCAUAGGCACAGGGGAGCUCAUUGCUAAUGUCCUAGACUCAGAAGAGAAGAUACUGUACUAAUUUUUAAACAAUUAAAUCUUCCCUUCCUAUUUCCCACUCUUGCCUCAAAAAAGUAUAUUAAGUGCACACUGAUGGUUUGCUUUUUGUUUUAGUUAACCAUUGAAAAAUGGUUUCUAUCUAUUAAGCUUUUACUCUGCUUGGACUUUGGCCUAAACUGCCAGAAAUGAACGGCCAGAUGUCCUGAUUUGGUCCCCAAAUUCCCCCUUCAUUCACUCAUUCAGCCCAAGGCAAUUAUGUUGUUGGAAGGAAAAAGAGCUGAGAAAAUAAAACCUAAUCAUAUAAUAUGACAGUGCUUGACCUUAGAAGCUUAAGGGGAAAAGAAGAGAAUUUAAGUUAAUCUAUUCAGUUAAUCAACCCUCUUUGAGAUAUUGAAAGGAAUGGGAAUUGACAACUUCUUUUUGCUUUUGUCUGGUCCAAGCCUUUUGGGAUUUUUUUUUUUUUUUUGGUAGAAAUUCUUUCACAAUGUCCGUGACAAAGUCUUUCUACUUGUCCUUUUUUGAUAUUUGUUGUAAACGGUGGUUUUCUCUAAUGGCCCUUUGUGUGUGUGCGUGCGUGUGUCUGUGUGUAUGUGUGUGUGUGUGUGUGAGACUUGCCUUAAAACAGAGCACAGUCUUUACCAACAAAUACAUGAUUUCUACUGGUUUCUGCUGCCUCUUUAUCCUUUUCUGUUCCACUCAUUAUAACAAGCCACGUUUUAAGAUCAGACUUAAUGGGGUGAUCACCAAAAAGAAGGCCCAUUGAUCAUCUUCUUGGGUGUCUUUGGUGGACCUAGAUUGGGAUUUUUAAUACUCUCCUAUGCCGAUGAGGAGCAUAAGGUAGUGUUGGGGGUGAAAUGAUAGCUUCAGGUCUUGUCUCUGACACACACUAGCAGAGUAAACAGAAAGAAGUCACAUAACCUCUCAAUACCCCCAAACAACUCCUUAAGACUGUAAGGGGCAGAAUAUUGUGGGCAGUUGAAGGGCCUUUCCAUGUUGAAAGUUCUCCACAGCAAUGGACCUCUCCCUCCUCCCCAAAAAAAACUCCUUAGAAAAGCAUAUUACUCAGUAUUAUCCCUGAAUACCUUAUGAGAACCUGGAGCAGUGGAAGCAAAGUUAAGAAAAGGGUAGCUAUUGUGAUGGGCAGCUAGGUGGUACAGAGGAUAAGAGUCCUAAGCUUGGAAGUAGGAAGACUCCUUCCUGAGUUCAAAUCUGACCUCAGAGGCUUAAUAGCUAUAUGAUCCUGGGCAAAUCACUUAGCCCAUCUGGAGAAGGAGAUGGCAAAUCACUCUAGUAUCUUUGCCAAGAAAACUCCAAAUGGGGUCACAAAGACAUGACUGAACAACAAAGCUAUCGUGACAUAAAUUCAAGAUAUAAUAACUGACUUGCUGCUGAAAAAUAAUGGAUUUUCCUCUUUUUAAAAUAUUAAGAAAGAAUUAAACAAUUUUGGAUUUCCAUUGGCACUAGCAUGGAUCUCUGGGUCAGUUUUCUAUGUUGACUGCUGGUUAAAUCCUCUCAUAACCAGUUAGAGCUAAAGAUUGGGGAUGGAAAAAAAUAGUCAACCUCCAACUGGUGGUGUUCACAUUCCUUUCAUUACUCUAUGCACAAAACUGUAGCAUGACUGAAGAAUUUGCUUUGUGAUAAAAUUAUCUUUAGAUAAUAAAAAUAGUCUACAAAUUUA